Monoraphidium neglectum is the source of this 768-nucleotide messenger RNA. RefSeq lists its product as hypothetical. Lineage: Eukaryota; Viridiplantae; Chlorophyta; Chlorophyceae; Sphaeropleales; Selenastraceae. The transcript has 7 exons. The record is from RefSeq and is a predicted model, not a curated record. The coding region runs from base 1 to 768 and encodes 255 amino acids.
AUGUCAAGCCUCACCGCCAGCCUGCGGGACCUGCAGGCCAAGGCCGCCGGCCUGGCUCAGGGCGUGUCACAGGGCGUGUCCGAUGCGGCGACGCAGGGUCUGGCUGCUGCCCAGGACAGCGCCAACGAGGUUACUGCCAAGGUGACUGAGGCUGUGCAGGGCGCAGUGGAUGGCGUCUCAGACAGCCUGGGUGCCGCCCUGGACAGCGCUGGUGAGGGGGAGGCUGAGGGCGCCGCCGAGGACGCCCAGGACGCCGCCACAGACGCCCUGGACGCGGCACAGGAGGCCGGCGAAGAGGGCAUCAGCGCCCUGCAGGCCGCAGCCGAGGACGCCGCCGCCGAGGCUGAGGCUGAGGCCGAGCCUGAGGCUGAGGCCGAGCCUGAGGCUGAGGCCGAGGCUGAGGCGGAGGGGGGCGAGGCUGAGGCCGAGGCUGAGGGGGGCGAGGCUGAGGCCGAGGCUGAGGGCGAGGCCGAGGGCGCGGUCGACGACCUGGCGGACCGCCUUCAGGCAGGCCUGGACUCGCUGCAGGAGACCGCCGGCGACGCCGCCGCUGAGGCCCAGGAGCUGGCCGAGGGCGCGUACGACACGGCGGCGGGCGCCGCCGAGGACGCCCAGGACGCCGCCACAGACGGCCUGGACGCGGCGCAGGAGGCCGGCGCAGAGGGCCUCAGCUCCCUGCAGGCCGCUGCCGAGGACGCCGCGGCUGAGGCCCUCGCCGCGGCCCGCAAGGCAUUCGGCGGCACCGACGACGCUGAGGCAGCCGAGUGA